AUGCCUCGGCCCGGCCGCAACACGUACAGCGACCAAAAGCCGCCCUACUCCUACAUCUCGCUGACCGCCAUGGCCAUCCAGAGUUCCCCAGAGAAGAUGCUGCCGUUAAGCGAGAUCUACAAGUUCAUCAUGGACCGCUUCCCCUACUACCGGGAGAACACGCAGCGCUGGCAGAACAGCCUGCGCCACAACCUCUCCUUCAACGACUGCUUCAUCAAGAUCCCGCGGCGGCCAGACCAGCCGGGCAAGGGCAGCUUCUGGGCACUGCAUCCCAGCUGCGGGGACAUGUUCGAGAACGGCAGCUUCCUGAGGCGCCGCAAGCGCUUCAAGGUGCUCAAGUCCGACCACCUGGCUCCCAGCAAGCCCGCCGACGCCGCGCAGUAUCUGCAGCAGCAGGCCAAGCUGCGCCUCAGCGCGCUUGCGGCCUCCGGCACGCACCUGCCACAGAUGCCCGCAGCCGCCUACAACCUCGGCGGCGUGGCACAGCCCUCGGGCUUCAAGCACCCCUUCGCCAUCGAGAAUAUAAUCGCUCGCGAGUACAAGAUGCCUGGGGGUCUGGCCUUCUCCGCCAUGCAGCCGGUGCCCGCCGCCUACCCGCUCCCCAACCAGUUGACUACCAUGAGCAGCUCGCUGGGCACUGGCUGGCCACACGUGUACGGUUCCGCAGGCAUGAUCGAUUCAGCCACCCCCAUCUCCAUGGCUAGUGGCGAUUACAGCGCCUACGGCGUGCCACUGAAGCCGCUAUGCCAUGCAGCAGGCCAGACGCUGCCCGCAAUCCCGGUGCCAAUCAAGCCUACACCGGCCGCAGUGCCCGCGCUGCCCGCGUUGCCCGCGCCCAUCCCUACUUUGCUCUCGAACUCGCCGCCCUCGCUCAGCCCCACGUCCUCGCAAACAGCCACCAGCCAAAGCAGCCCCGCCACUCCCAGUGAAACGCUCACCAGCCCGGCCUCCGCCUUGCACUCGGUGGCGGUGCACUGACCCCCAACAGCCGGAGCUCCCUCUUG
Neogale vison (American mink) is the source of this 1004-nucleotide messenger RNA. It is a transcript of the gene FOXB1, whose product is annotated as forkhead box B1. Gene Ontology annotation, biological process: regulation of transcription by RNA polymerase II; cell differentiation; anatomical structure morphogenesis. The transcript has a single exon. Gene Ontology annotation, molecular function: DNA-binding transcription factor activity, RNA polymerase II-specific; RNA polymerase II cis-regulatory region sequence-specific DNA binding. Lineage: Eukaryota; Metazoa; Chordata; Mammalia; Carnivora; Mustelidae. Bases 1 to 978 code for a protein of 325 amino acids. The record is from RefSeq and is a predicted model, not a curated record.